Temnothorax curvispinosus is the source of this 2292-nucleotide messenger RNA. Its product is annotated as alkaline ceramidase-like. The coding region runs from base 370 to 1179 and encodes 269 amino acids. The transcript has 4 exons. Gene Ontology annotation, cellular component: membrane. Gene Ontology annotation, biological process: ceramide metabolic process. The record is from RefSeq and is a predicted model, not a curated record. Lineage: Eukaryota; Metazoa; Arthropoda; Insecta; Hymenoptera; Formicidae. Gene Ontology annotation, molecular function: hydrolase activity, acting on carbon-nitrogen (but not peptide) bonds, in linear amides.
CUGGUUGCCGUGCGCGCGCGCGCGCGCACUUGUCAUCCACCCUUCUCCGCGGUGUCGAGUGCGUCGAGACAGCGCGGGGUAUUAUAGCUGGCGAGCGUGGAUCGAGCGGAGUCAGUGAGUCACCAGUCGUUCGUGAGGUACCGUUAAACUGGGAAUGAGACGCGCAUUGACGCGCAUUUCUCUCGUCCCCUUCACGCAGGCGGAACUGCGAUAUUUGCGCGCACGAGUCGCACAGGAGUGUCCAUUGUUCGAGCACGAGGCGUGCGAUGAUUCCUUGAGGCACCAGGGCCUGAGUUUUUUUUCCCCUUGUAACGCGAUUCGUACGUCGAGCCGAGUAUAUAGCUUGAACUAUUCCGAAGGGAAGCAAUCAUGUGGAAACCCUUCGAGGCUGGCAGCUCGCCCGUGGACUGGUGCGAGCGCAACUACAACAUCUCGCCCAGCAUCGCCGAAUUUAUGAACACGUUGAGCAAUGUGGUCUUCGUGUUGCUUCCACCCGUGCUCAUGCACCUAUUUAGAGAUUAUGCACGUUUUGUGAAUCCAGGAAUUCAUGUAUUCUGGUUCUUACUGAUGGUAGUUGGGCUUACUAGCGCAUACUUUCACGCUACUUUGUCCUUGAUAGGUCAACUAUUAGAUGAAUUGUCUAUUUUGUGGGUGUAUAUGGCAGGCUUCUGUAUAUUCUUUCCCAGAAGAUAUUUCCCCAAUGUCGUACAUAACGACAGAAAGCUCUUCUCUAUAUGCGCAACGUUGCCCACUCUAAUCGCUACCGGCUUGAUCCUGAUACAUCCGGCCGUAAAUGCUUUCGCAUUGAUGAGCCUGGGCAUACCAGCGUUCGGAUUCUUGAUCAUGGAACUGAAGAGGACUACCUCGAUAAGAGUAUACAGACUAGGAUUGCGAUGCGGCGCUGUAUGGAUACUGGCGGUAUUCUGUUGGCUGAACGAUCGUCUGUUCUGCGAUACCUGGCUGAAUCUGAACUUCCCGUAUCUCCACGCGCUGUGGCAUCUGUUCAUCUUUAUCGCGAGUUAUACCGCAGGGGUGCUUUUUGCGUAUUUCGCCGUGCAGGAUGAGAAGCCGCACCAAUCGCCGGUGCUCAGGUAUUGGCCCAGAGACGACUUCGAACUCGGUAUACCGUACGUGACUAUUCGUAGUUACAUUAAUACGGAUUACAAUAUGAAUAUAUAGCUCUCGUAAGAGCUCCGAGAUCGUUAACAUCGUAACGUAUUAUUUAUUACGGUGAAGUAUAUCUAACAUUUGAAUUUUAUGCAAUAUUCAUGCGUUUAAAUGCGCAGAUGAUGUGUGGUGUUCCGUGAUUUAUAAAGAUAUAAAUUUUAUCAUAUUUGACGUCGUAUUUUGUUUUAAAGAAUCGAUUAUAAAGUCAUUAACAAGAAUUGAAUUUUAUAUCGUGUAAGAAAAUAAAAAAAUAUACAAGAAAUUUCUACACAAGUGCAUUGAAUACUUAAUUCAGUGAUAAUUUCACAAAUCACUAAAUGAGCGCGUAUGUAAUACUUGACUUGAGAUAUUCUAAAUUUACUGCUACUCUAAAGAUGCUUUUUAUUUAUUUAACAUACGAGAUUAUUGAAAAUAUCAAUGAUUAAGUAAAUUACAUGUCCCAUAGUAGCCUAAUAUUUCUACCUGACAAUUAGCAUUUCCUCUAGUGAUAUUAGUUAGUAAAAUGUUUCUCAUCUAAAAGUCUGGAACAGAUCUUUCCAAGAGAGUAUACAACUUUACAACAGACAUUUUCGUUUCAUUGUUACAAAUGAUGUAAUAAGUUCUGUACAUAAUUGAAAGCAGCGUACAUAAAGAAACGAAGUGAUUCCCCAUACGAGUAGGGAUUACAAAAUCGCAGAUAUUUAUGAUCAUAUAUGUACAUUAGCGAAUUAGAAAUUAUUUAUGGAAUAAUUGUGAUAUGCACUCUUGUUAACUUUUUUACAAAGGACUAUUUUAUAAAUGUGCUUUAAUACAAAUCGUAUCAAUCGUUAUUAAGAAUAUCAUACGCAUGCGUGUGUAUUUUAUAUUUUAAGUACCGGAUAAAGCAUGAAGAUAUAGCAUAAGUAUACUUAAUAAUGUCCUAUUAGUUAAUUAGAAUAGAAUCUCAAGAUUCUAACAACCGUCUUAGAUGUGAGACUACAUAUAUAUAUGUGCAAUAAGGAAAAAAAAUGUUACGGGUGAAGCAUUUAUUUUUUGCCAUAUUGUAGACUGUAACUACAAUUCUGGUUUAAUGAAACUAUGGCAAAACUGGAAUGUGUUGAAUUUUCUAUAUUACUUAUAUAAGCGUGUAAUUUACAUAUUAUUUUC